AGAUUUAAUGAGGAGAGAGGAAGACAUCAUUAUCAUAUUCAAAAUCAAGUUGGUGUUGAAAGAGUUAAUUUUGGUGAUAGAAGAGAAGAUUCAUCAUUACCAGACUUGGCAUUGGCCAUACUGUAGAUUACCAGAAACAGUAGAGCGUGUACUAUUACACUGUUCUGCUUAUGAUAGUGAAAGAGCAUUUCUGUUGGAAGAAUUAAAAGAAAUGGGGAUAGAAAAUAUUACACUUAAAACUCUGUCGAAUAAUGGCUUGAAUCAUUAUAAAAUAUAUAAUGCUUUAAUGACAUACUUAAAAAAGUAGAUCUGUUUACUAGUAUUUAGAAAUGUGUGUGUGUGUGUGUGUGUUUUAAUUUAUUUAGUUCCUCCUAUUCCCCCAAUAGCGUCCCAUCAACGGUCCACACUGCAGCCCAGAAGGUGGCUAUAGGAUGCACCUAUCGUUUGUUUGCCAACCGCCAUAAAACUCCAAAAGAAGAAGAAGAAGAGUCAUAGAUGAAAGUGAAAGUAAAUGUGAAUGUUGCAGUUGAUGUUGCCAUUUUAAACAGACAGAAUACAACACAAAGUAUCUUUAAAUCAUUACUGAGAUGUAUAUAUGCUUCGGCAGGAAUUGUGUGUAGUUAGAUGGGAAUGUGAAUCGUCAGCGGAGAUCAAACUCUUCAGAUCCACAAACAUCUGGAGAUGAAGAUUAUUUUCCAGGAUGCAGCUCAGUUCAUCAGAAGAGAUCAUAUCCAGAGUCCUGCUGUGUGUCUGUGAGUCUAUGGAUCGACCGAUAAUGUUUAACAGUGGAGAUUCAAGUGGUCUCAGUUCAGCUCAUCAGAAGAGAUUAUAUCCAGACUCCAGCUGUGUGUCUGUGAGGAGUGGCGCGUCUAUGGAGCAGCCAAUGAGCUUUAACAGUGGUCACAGUUCAGCUCAUCAGAAGAGAUUAUAUCCAGACUCCAGCUGUGUGUCUGUGAGGAGUGGCGCGUCUAUGGAGCAGCCAAUGAGCUUUAACAGUGGUCACAGUUCAGCUCAUCAGAAGAGAUUAUAUCCAGACUCCAGCUGUGUGUCUGUGAGGAGUGGCGCGUCUAUGGAGCAGCCAAUAAGCUUUAACAGUGGUCUCAGUCGUCCAGUUCAUCAGAAGAGAUCAGAACCAGAUUCGAUCCGUGUGUCUGUGAAGAGUCACACGUCUACGGUUAGGCGACGACAUUUCAAGACUAGAGAUACACGGCCUGGUCUCAGCCAUGAUGUUUUCAGCGCAUUUAGAUCAAAUCUGAAGAGGAAGUUUGGUCGUCUGUAUGAGGGAACAGCGACGCAGAGAAACCCAACACUCCUGAAUGAGAUCUACACAGAGCUCUACAUCACAGAGAGUGAGAGUGGAGAGAUCAGUAAUGAGCAUGAGGUGAGACAGAUUGAGACACAAUCCAGGAGAGCAGCAACAGAGGACAUGGCCAUCAAAUGCAAUCACAUCUUUAGACCUUUACCUGGACAAGACAAAGCCAUCAGAACUGUGCUGACAAAGGGAGUCGCUGGCAUUGGAAAAACAGUCUCUGUGCAGAAGUUCAUCCUGGACUGGGCUGAAGGGAACGAGAAUCAGGACGUCCAGCUCAUAUUUCCACUGCCUUUCAGAGAAAUCAAUCUGAUGAAGGACAAAACACUCAGUCUUUCAGAUCUUCUUCAUGUCUUUUUCCCUGAAACUAAAGAAAUGGAAAUAUCCAGUGAUGAAUAUAAAGUGUUGUUCAUCUUUGAUGGUCUGGAUGAGUGUCGUCUGUCUCUGGAUUUUCAGAGUGAUGUGAGGUUGUGUGAUGUAAGUGAAUCAGCCUCAGUGGAUGUGCUGCUGAUGAACCUGAUUGUGGGGAAUCUGCUUCCCUCUGCUCUCAUCUGGAUCACCUCCAGACCAGCAGCAGCUGAUCUCGUCCCCUCUGAGUGUGUCCAUCGAGUGACGGAGGUACGAGGCUUCAAUGAGCCACAGAAGGAGGAAUACUUCAGGAAGAGAAUCAGUGAUCAGAGUCUGGCUGACAAGAUAAUCUCACACCUGAAGUCAUCAAGGAGCCUCUACAUCAUGUGCCACAUCCCAGUCUUCUGCUGGAUCUCAGCCGCUGUUCUGGAGAAGAUGUUGAGUCCAGCAGAGACUGGAGAGAUUCCCAAGACUCUCACUCAAAUGUACACACGCUUCCUGAUCCUUCAGACCAACAUCAAACGUGAGAAGGACUAUGAGAAGAAGGUGACAGAUGAAGACAUGAUCCUCAAACUGGGGAAGCUGGCUCUCCAGCAGCUUGUGAAAGGCAACCUGAUCUUCUAUGAGGAAGACCUGAGAGAGUGUGGCAUUGAUGUGGCAGAAGCAUCAGUGUACUCAGGAUUGUGCACUCAGAUCUUCAGAGAGGAGUUGGGCUUAUAUCAGGGGAAAGUCUUCUGCUUUGUUCAUCUGAGCAUUCAGGAACAUCUAGCAGCUCUAUAUGCGCACAAGUCCUUUAUAAUCAACAACAUCAUUGAUCAAACCAAAGAAAGUCUUUUCUCUGUCUCAAACUGGAUGAAGUCAUUAUCUAAGCUGCAUCAGAGAGUUGUGGAUGAGGCUUUACAGAGUAAGAAUGGACAUCUGGAUCUUUUCCUGCGUUUCCUUCUGGGUCUCUCAGUGGAGUCCAAUCAGACUCUGUUACAAAAACUACUGACACUGACUGGAAGCUGCUCCUACAACAAAAAGAAUACAGUUCAGUACAUCAAACAGAAGAUCAGGGAGAAUCACUCUCCAGAGAAAUCCAUCAAUCUGUUCCACUGUCUGAAUGAACUGGGUGAUGAUUCACUGAUGCAGGAGAUCCAACAUUAUCUGAUCUCUGGAAAAAUAAGAAAAGCCAAACUCUCGUCUUCACAGUGGUCAGCUCUGGUUUAUGUGUUGCUGACAUCAGAGCAGAAGAUGGAUGUUUUUGAUCUGAAACAUUUUAUUGGAGCACAACAUACAGCAGAUGAAGUUCUUCAGAAUCUGUUACCUGUGGUUAAAGAAUCCAGAUCAGUUCGGCUAUGUGGGUGUAAUCUCACUGCUCAGUCCUGUGAGAGUAUGUCUUCAGCUCUACAAUCCUCAAACUCUGUUCUGAGAGAGCUGGACCUGAGUAACAAUGACCUGCAGGAUUCUGGGGUGAAGCUGCUUUCUGAUGGACUGAAGAGUCCAAACUGUCAGCUGCAGAUACUGAGGCUAUGUGGGUGUAAUCUCACUGCUCAGUCCUGUGAGAGAAUGUCUUCAGCUCUACAAUCCUCAAACUCUGUUCUGAGAGAGCUGGACCUGAGUAACAAUGACCUGCAGGAUUCUGGGGUGAAGCUGCUUUCUGAUAGACUGAAGAGUCCAAACUGUCAGCUGCAGAUACUGAGGUUGUCUGGCUGUAUGGUGACAGAGGAGGGCUGUAGUUAUGUAUCCUCAGCUCUGAGUUCAAACUCCUCACACUUGAGAGAGCUGGAUCUUAGCUACAAUCACCCAGGAGAUUCAGGAGUCAAGCUGCUCUCUGAAAAACUGGAGGGUCCAAACUGCUCACUGGACAAACUCAAUGUGGAUCAUGGAGGAGAGAUCAGGAUUACAGCAGGACUGAACAAAUUUGCCUGUUUUCUCACACUGGAUCCAAACACAGCACACACUGAACUACUUCUGUCUGAGGAGAACAGAGAGGUGACACGUGUGAGAGAGAAACAGCCGUAUCCUGAUCAUCCAGACAGAUUUGAUUAUUAUCAGCAGGUGUUGUGUAGAGAGAGUGUGUGUGGACGCUGUUACUGGGAGCUGGAGUGGAGUGGAGAUCAUGUUGUGGAGAUAUCAGUGUCAUAUAAGAGCAUCAGCAGGAAGGGAUCGGGUAAUGAGUGUGUGUUUGGAUAUAAUGAUCAGUCCUGGAGUUUGUUCUGCACUCCCUCCAGAUAUUUAUUCAUACACAAUAACAUAAAGACAGUUCUCCCUGUGAAGUCCAUCAUCAGUAGAAUAGGAGUGUAUGUGGAUCACAGUGCAGGAACUCUGUCCUUCUUCAGCGUCUCUGACACAAUGAGCCUCAUCCACACAGUCCAGACCACAUUCACUCAGCCGCUCUAUCCUGGGUUUGGGGUUUAUAAAGGAUCAUCAGUGAAACUGUGUAGAUGAAUGACAAUAGACUGAUGAGAGAUUCUACCCAUAAUGCUUUGAGCUGCAUGAUAGAGUUAUUAUAGAGUCUCUUCAUGACAUUAAUCCUGCAGCUGAACUUCUGUCUCUGAAAUAACAUGAAUCAGAAUAAAUGUGUUAAUAAAUGAUUGACGAUGUGUUUCUGUGCUUUUCUCAACCUGUUUGUGUUGAUUCAGAUCAGUUUUUACUGUAGUGUCACAUUAUUAAAGUACCUUUACAAACAUGAUUCAUAAAGUUUAUAAUUUAUCAUUUGAUUUUUCUCUAUUGUUUUUGUGCUCAAAUAAUACACUGAAAAAUAAACUUGUUCAGAUUUUAAUUCACGAUGAAUAUUUCUGUAUUUAUAUGUAACGUCAUGAAAUUAUAAGAGCAAAAAAUGGUCAAAAUAAAUGAAUUGUGAUGUUUA
Molecule: messenger RNA, 4508 nt
Organism: Onychostoma macrolepis
Lineage: Eukaryota; Metazoa; Chordata; Actinopteri; Cypriniformes; Cyprinidae
Product: NACHT, LRR and PYD domains-containing protein 3-like
Exons: 13
Coding region: 701-4087 (1128 amino acids)
Molecular function (GO): protein binding
Source: RefSeq, a predicted model, not a curated record